AACAUAAAUAAUGAUAGAGGAAGUCAUACAGGAAGUCUGAGGCAAUGAGCGAUUAGUAGUGUAGCACUUAUUCUGUAAUAUAAGUGUAUAAUAUAAGAUAUUAUGCCAUAAAAAUAGGAUGAUAUUCGUUUCUUUUGAAACAGUAUGAUAUUCACUUGGAGAUAAAGAAGAUAGCGUAGAAGAAAAUGCCAUUAUUUAUACAGAACCGAAGAAUUGACCAGUUCAACUCGACAGGGGAACUGUUCGACAAAUAUCAUCAUUUAAAGGAGAGUGCCAGAACGUUUCGCUCCAAGCCACCUGCUAACGUUGACCCCAAGUGCCUUUUGUAUGUCCAACAAAGAGAGUUUGCUGCAACAACACCAGCAGACAAAUGGGUGUCAGUUAUUGGCUCUGAUGAUGCCACCACCUGCCAUUUGGUUGUGCUACGACAUACAGGGAGUGGAGCUGUCUGUCUCGCUCACUGUGAUGGUUCCAGCACUUGGUCUGAAGUACUAUUACUUAUGAAAUCUGUUGCAUCCUUAAGUAAUGCCAAUGAAGAGGGCAGACUUGAGGUUCAUCUUGUUGGUGGAUUUAAUGAUGAGUCAAAGACAUCUCAUAAACUCAGCCUUAAUAUACUGGCUGCCUUUCAUAAACAGAAAGAGGAUAUUCAUCUGGAAACAUGUUGCAUCACAGAAAUGAAUGACGUUGUUGUUGAUGGAACUCACAGACCUAUAGUAUAUGGAAUAGGUGUUGAUGUCAAAAAAGGCGACGUGUUUCCUGCGUCAUUCUCCUAUAAAGGACCUGCAGAAGAGCUACGGUCAGCACGAACUUUUACUGGUGGACAGAUGGCUGACAUAUAUGACUCAAGUCAGGGAUAUGUAAAAAUUGGACCCUGCAAGUGGUCUCCAAAUUUGGAUAUUGCCAUCUGGUUAUCACAAGAUGAUGACACAAUAUUAAAGUACCUGUCCACCUCCCCUAUGGCUGAGCCACCAUACUUUGUCCAGCACAUGAAGUCCACCAUCCAGUUCAUCUUACAGCACCCGAGCACUGACAGCCUGUUUCCUGCAGGGCAGCCACAGCUCUACCACAGGACCGAGAGGGGGGAAUGGGAGAGGGUUGUCUAAUAAUUUGUUUUCAAAGAACCUUACUUGGAAUCUGUCUCGUUUUGCCUCUCGGCUCAGUGGAUACACUGUGACCCUUUUAUCCAAACCUUGUUUUAUGUUCCAUGUGUCUUAACUAGCAGGUGACCAAAGUCUGGUCCAUACAGUAUGUGCGAUAAAUGGCUCUCCUCACACAGUUGGCUGGUCCAUUAAGGAGAGUAGAGGAAGUGAUUUUGACUUUGCCUCUAAUUGUAACUCCAUGUCAUAACAUUGUAAAAAUCUUCUGUCACAAUUUCUUUAGUAUUUAAAUUACAUCAGUUAAGUUGACACACAAUAAAAAUCAACUGGCAUAUAUUUUCCUGUUCAGCUGCUGACAAACUUUAAACGAACAUGGGAAUUAUGAACUAAACAAAAGGCUAAAAUCUUAAAAUACCAACAAUCUGAUCCUGAAAUAUAGAUAUUGAAAGAAGAACUACAGACAAUAUUGUUCUUUUUGCACCUUGUUGACAACAGCAAAAAAAAGAAUAUCUCUGUAUUGCUGAGCAAAGUUUGUCAUAAAUCAACUCAUUCUGAUAGGAUGGUAACAUAACAUCUUUGCUUUGAAUGUCUCAUAAAUGCAUGUGUUUAAGAACCUUCUGAGUGACACUCCCAGUUUUGUCUUUUUUGAAAAAUCCAAACAGUAUUAUCUGCUACUUUUCAAGCCUUUUGUUUGUGGUGUCCAUGGAGUUGCAAGGUGCUUGAGUGCAACUUCAUACUAAUGUAAUUGUUGCAAAAUAAAUAUAACUGCACGUGUA
This is a messenger RNA of Betta splendens (Siamese fighting fish), 1873 nucleotides long. It is a transcript of the gene ntan1, whose product is annotated as N-terminal asparagine amidase. The transcript is spliced from 10 exons. Gene Ontology annotation, cellular component: nucleus. Gene Ontology annotation, molecular function: protein-N-terminal asparagine amidohydrolase activity. Gene Ontology annotation, biological process: ubiquitin-dependent protein catabolic process. The coding region runs from base 186 to 1103 and encodes 305 amino acids. NCBI's taxonomy places the organism in Eukaryota, Metazoa, Chordata, Actinopteri, Anabantiformes, Osphronemidae. The record is from RefSeq and is a predicted model, not a curated record.